Molecule: messenger RNA, 912 nt
Organism: Porites evermanni
Lineage: Eukaryota; Metazoa; Cnidaria; Anthozoa; Scleractinia; Poritidae
Source: the annotation of a GenBank genome assembly
AUGUUCUCCAGGAGGAUCUCUUCAGCCGAGUGCAGCACAUGGUAUGCUGUAUCCCUUACUAUAACUGUUGCUGUGGUCGCAGUGAACCUCCUAGCAAUUAUUCUUUUUAUAAAGAACAGUAAUCUUCGCACUCGUGCCAUGUACUUGGUUAUAAACUUGACCGUGGUUGAUAUGUUUGUAGGAGGAGUAGCCACUUUCGCUAUAGUAUUUCAUUUCCUCCUCUACGGUUGUGAAGUUGGAAAUAAAUUCAUAUUCCACUCUAAACAGUUUCUUGCUGCGCAGGAAUGGCAACCUUUUCUUGUGCUUCUCAUGAUCGACGUCUGGCUUUCUCUCACCUCUGUGGCAGGCAUUGCAGUAAUUUCUUUAGAUCGGAUGCAUGCGACGUUUCGUCCAUUCAGGCAUCGCAACAUCAAAAAAUGGGCCUACGGGGUGGCAAUAGGUGGCGUCUGGAUUUUAACUGCAAUGUUAAUUCCCUUUCCGUUAACACGUCUGGAUGGAAACUUGCACUCGUACUUAUGGCUGUCAUAUCGUUGCCUUUGCCUUUUUGUUAUCUUUAUUUCUUACACCUCCAUUGCUUUAAAAUUUUGGUGUGGAACCCGUCCUCCGUCCCAUGGUGCGGCCAAUAGACAAAGAAAACUGACUGUGACAUUAUUCAUAAUGACCAUUAUAUCUUUGCUGCUGUGGUUACCAUAUGUUGUAUAUAAUUUUGUUCCUUUUUCUGUUCUAGAUACUAGGUUUUCUUUCCUGACAUAUUUACGCUUGAGAUUAUCUUUUACUCUUCUACGCCACACAAACUCGCUUGUUAAUCCCAUUAUUUACACAAUCAGAAUGCCAGAGUUCAGAAAAGCUCUCCUGAUAUUAUUUAAACGUCGACAAAGACAAAAUAUUGCUAUUCCUCUUCAUGCCCGUUAA